AUGCCCACACAAGUCGCUGUUGCAGGCGCCACGGGUGCUGUAGGCAUCCCUAUCGUCUCCGAGCUCUUGAAAGCUGGGCACCUCGUUACCGCUCUCAGUCGAAGCAGGAACAAUUGCUCGGCCAAGCUUCCCGAGCACCCGCAUCUGAGCAUUGCCGAGGUCGACUAUGACUCCGUGGCUUCGCUCACGGCUGCCCUGCAAAGCCAUGCCAUCGUCAUUGCAGCCCUACCCGUUACCACACCAGUCGGUAGCCAGGACACACUCAUCGAUGCCGCUGUUGCUGCGGGAGUGAUACGCUUCUUUCCGGCGGAGUUUGGCACCGACACCAACAAUGACAAAUGCAUGAAGCUGCCGGUUUUCGCGAACAAGGUGCACGCCCUUGCGUAUUUAAAAGACAAGGCCGCCAAACACCCCAGUUUCAGCUACACAGCCUUGUGCACCGGCUCCUUUCUGGACUGGGGCUUGGCGGCUGGGUUCCUGGUCCAUCCCAAGACGCAUACUGCUACGAUCUACGAUGACGGUAAUCUUCCGUUUAGCACGACUACUUUGACCACAGUCAGCAAAGCGGUCGUGUCAAUCAUUGAUCAUUUAGAGGAGACAAAGAAUCGACAUGUCUACAUCCAUGAUGCAGUCGUCACGCAGAACAAGCUCGUUGAGUUGACAAAAACGAUUGAUGGCAAGGACUGGCAGUUGACAUAUGUCGACUCAGCUGUUGCCUCUGCGGAGGCUCAUCUCGAAUUCCUGAAGCCAACCGCAGACAUCACCAAAGGGCUUAUGCCUCUUCUGCAUAUCUCUGUGCUUGGUAAGGGCUACGGAGGGGACUUUACUAGUCGCUUGGAUAAUGAGCUUCUUUCCAUUAAGGAGAUGAACGACGAGGAACUUCGGAAUGUGAUUGCAAUGUUCUUGUAG
Messenger RNA from Trichoderma reesei QM6a, 909 nucleotides. RefSeq lists its product as uncharacterized. The transcript has a single exon. Gene Ontology annotation, molecular function: oxidoreductase activity. The coding region runs from base 1 to 909 and encodes 302 amino acids. NCBI's taxonomy places the organism in Eukaryota, Fungi, Ascomycota, Sordariomycetes, Hypocreales, Hypocreaceae. The record is from RefSeq and is a predicted model, not a curated record.